UGACAGCAUCGGAAUAUAAAAAAAAAAAAAAAAAGAAAAAACCCCUCAGAUUGAAGGAACGAUUCAAUGCGUGCACUCGUGAGAGUGAGCAAUAACUAUCUUUGCUCAUCCUUUAGCCAAAUCCACAAGUCACAGUAUCGCUCCAUCUUCUCUACACCACAGCUUCAGGCCUCAUGGAUGGACAAGGUCAAAAACGUCUUUACAGGCCAAAACCCCAAGCAAAACGACUCCUCCUCCGAAUCGUUCACCCUCCUCCGCUUUGCGGAUGAAAUGAAGAACGCAAGAAGGAUCGGCACCUUUAAGCAGUUUGUGGUUGGAAGAAGCAGCGAAGUCACCUUCACCACCGCCUUCGAAAAAUACGAAGCUAUCCUUCGAUGCCUCGCCAAUUUUGAUCCUACCGGAGAGAAUCUGACUAGGGAUCAAAAACAAGAAGCGGCGAAGCAUUGUAACUCGACGCUUGUUGAAGUUGAGAAUACGCUUGCCAAGUUCACUUGGGCGAAGUUAGCACAGAAGAAGAUUGAGAAGUUAAAAGAAGAGGGAAAACCAUUGCCCACAACUAUUAGCGAGGUCCAAAAGCUGGUUGGUUCAACUCCAUUGGAUCUUGCAAGGUCUAAUAUGGCUCAGGGUGGACAAAAUAGCAUUGGCAGGAAUGCACCCUGUCCAUGCGGAUCAAAGAAGAAAUAUAAAUGGUGUUGUGGAAAGACUUCAAGAAAAUCAGGGGUUGUAAAUUAAACUGCGAGGAAGGUGCUCACAAAUGGCUGAAUGAAUCUGCAGUCCUACAUGUUCUAUUUUAAUUCUGAUCAAGCUGCAUACUGCAAUAAGCUGGUGUUAGGAUGAGAUAUUUUGCAAAAUAGUUGCUUGGGUUUAUUUUGCUCAUAAUUUUGAGUUGUGCAUAGGCAGAACUGAAUAGAAUGGUUUUUGUUCACUGUAACAGUAGCUAGCUAGUUAGUUCUCUUCUUUCCCUUACUCCCAAAUAAAAGGCACGAGAAUAAGAAACAAAGGUUGAAGGAAUAUAUUAUUUUGUUGCUAUAUCAUCUCUCUUCUGUCUUUGAAGAUCCACUGUGUGGUGUGUACUAUUGUUUGCAAAGUUAACACGAUUGAACUGGUUUAGGGAAGAG
Messenger RNA from Arachis stenosperma, 1118 nucleotides. RefSeq lists its product as uncharacterized. Bases 67 to 732 code for a protein of 221 amino acids. NCBI's taxonomy places the organism in Eukaryota, Viridiplantae, Streptophyta, Magnoliopsida, Fabales, Fabaceae. The record is from RefSeq and is a predicted model, not a curated record. The transcript has 5 exons.